CAUAUCAAAUGCUGUGACAGGUUGGAGGUUGUUGGGUCUCUUCCUGUUUCUGGUUCUGGUGCUGAUGCUGAGGCUGAUGCUUCCCCACCUCGUUUCUCGCCCUUUUUCCUUCUGUCAUGGCGUCUCAGAAUUCUCCUGCCUCGAACUGUAGCUGGUGGCCGAUCUCAGCAACUGAAAACGAUGGGAAAAUCAACGAGGGCGAACAAAGCAGCACCCCGGCUCAAGAACAGGCGGGGUUUCUCUCCGAUAAAAACGAAAAAGACGGCGACGGUAUCGUCUUGUAUCAUUGGACUCAGUCUUUCAGCUCACAGAAGGUUCGUUUACUGAUUGCAGAGAAAGGCGUGCAGUGUGAUGAACGAGAUGUUAGUUUACCAUUAACUGAACAUAAAGAACCAUGGUUUAUGCGGCUGAACUUAGGUGAAGAAGUGCCAGUGGUAAUCCAUGGGGACAAUAUCAUCAGUGAUUACAACCAAAUUAUUGAUUAUCUGGAGAAGACCUUUGUGGGAGAAAACUAUGCAAGGUUAAUUCCAGAAGCAGGAAGCCUUACAUAUUCCAGAAUGCAACACUUUAAAGACCUGCUUGAUUCCCUUCCAAUGGAUGCCUACACUCAUGGUUGUAUUCUUCAUCCAGAAUUGACCACGGAAUCCAUGAUCCCAAAGUAUGCCACAGCUGAAAUCCGCAGGCAUUUAGUAAACACUGCUGCAGAAUUGUUGAAGCUCGACCAAGAACAACCUCAACUCACAGAGCCAUAUCUUUCCAAACAAAAAAAACUAAUGGCCAAGAUAUUGGACCAUGAUGACGUGAACAAUUUGAAGAAAAUUCUUACUGAGUUAGGGAAAGUUUUAGAUCAAGUGGAAGCAGAGCUUGAACAGAGGAAGCAUGAAUUUGCAGGCCAGAAGUGUGAAACCUGGUUGUGUGGAUCAGAUUUUACCUUAGCUGAUAUCUCCCUUGGAGCAACGUUACAUCGCCUCAGGUUCCUGGGGCUCGCAAAAAAGUACUGGGGAAAUGCAGAUCGACCCAAUUUGCAAGUAUAUUUUGAGAGAGUGCAGAAACGUACUGCAUUUCGAAAGGUUUUAGGAGACAUACACACUACACUGCUGUCAGCUGUUUUACCUAAUGCAUUCCGCCUUGUGAAAAGAAAACCACCUUCUUUCUUUGGUGCCUCAUUUUUAAUGGGAACCCUAGGCGGAAUGGGAUAUUUUGCUUAUUGGUAUCUCAAGAAAAAGUAUAUGUAACAAUAGUAAAUGUAAUUCUGUGGCCUGUGUAAUGUGUGAUAUUAUGGAAUGUUUUAAAAUAUGUGAAUAAUUUCACUAGGUGAAUUCUGUAGUACUGUUAACAUUCCAUGCAAUAGGAUGGUAUAUUAUACAGCACAUAUACUUUAACUGCUGUUUCUUUAAAAAAAUAAUUGGUUUUUAUUUUCCAUGCAAACUUUAGGCCAGCACUUCACUAAGCUGCAUAAAUAACACCAGACAGCUAAUCAAGUGACAGGAAAGUGCAUUGUAUACUACAUUCUAAGAUCUAGAAAAUCCAGCAAAGCCCUGUCCUAUUGACAGAAUUUAGAAAUAAACAGGCUGUGGUGAGUUGGACUGAAAUUUAAAUUUAAUUUCCAUUAGCUACGUUAUUAACUUCUACCAAGUCACUCUGUUCAUUAUGUGAUCAAAUAUAUUCAAGACCACACUGGAAACAUUUUAUUUCUCUCAUUGAAGUUUGCUUUAAUGGAUGUUAGUGGAUCACCUUCAGUCUACUUCAGGCCAACACAUUUCAUUAAACCAUUGAAUGAAUUGUAAACUCAAUUCGUACUGGAACAUGAUGAAGUUAACAUUCAUGAAUGAACAAAAUAAAGUGCACUUAUUUGACUAUAAUUAAAAGGUAAAUUUAGUUUGAAAACAAUGAGCAUAAUCCCCCGUCAGGGUUUUUAGUAUCGUUUUCUUGUUCAGACAGAAAUUAUACCACCUGCACUCUGGCCUUUUGCAGUCCAUGUUCACUUAUUUUGGAGUUAGCUGAUAAUCAAAGUGUUUUAUUCAGCGUUCCUUCUCUGUGGGACUUGCUUCCACUUGGCAGCUAUAUUAUACCUACCAGCUAACUUCAGGAGUUGACCAUCCUGGGAGUUUCAUGUGUUGGGUCCUUACCUGUUUUUUGUACUGUAAUUUGCUAAAUCAGUGUGCAGUUUCUUCAGGAAAGUGAUAACGGUGCAGGAGAUAUUAUGAUGGAUGAUAGAGAGAUGGCAGAGGAAUUGAAUGAAUAUUUUGCAUCAGUCUUCACCGUGGAGGACAUCAGCAAUGUGCCGGUUAGUCAGGAGUCUCACGAAAUGGAACUGAGUUCAGUUAAGAUUACUAGGGAGAAGGUGCUAGGAAAACUAAAUGGACUAAAGACUGAUAAGUCUCCCGGACCGGAUGAGGUGCAUCCCCGGGUUCUGAAGGAGGUGGCAUUAGAGAUAGCGGAGGCAUUGGUGAAAAUUUUCCAGGAAUCGAUAGAUUCCGGCAUGGUUCCGGAGGACUGGAGGGUCGCAAAUGUAGUUCCACUGUAUAAGAAAGGAGGGAGGCAGCAUAAAGGAAAUUACAGACCUAUUAGUCUGACGUCAGUGGUGGGAAAGUUAUUGGAAUCUAUCCUCAAGGAUGGGGUUACGGAAUACCUAGAGGCGCAAGGCAAGAUAGGUCCUAGCCAACAUGGUUUUGUGAAGGGAAGAUCCUGCCUGACCAACCUAUUGGAGUUUUUUUGAAGAAAUCACAGGUAGGGUGGAUAAGGGAGAGGCGGUAGAUGUUGUGUAUUUAGACUUUCAAAAGGCCUUCGAUAAGGUGCCUCAUAAGAGACUGAUUAAUAAGAUGAGAGGUCAGGGAAUUACGGGUAGGAUAACAGAAUGGGUGGAGCAUUGGCUGGUUGGCAGGAAGCAAAGAGUGGAAAUAAAAGGAUCUAGUUCUGGUUGGCCACCGGUUACUAGAGGUGUGCUGCAGGGGUCAGCGUUGGGGCCGCUCCUUUUUACCUUGUACAUUAACGAUUUGGAUGAUGGAAUAAAUGGUUUUGUGGCUAAGUUUGCGGAUGACACCAAGAUAGGUGGAGGAGUAGGGAGUAUUGAGGAGAUAGGAAGGUUGCAGAGAGACCUAGACAGUUUAGGAGAAUGGGCAAGGAAAUGGCAGAUGAGAUUCAAUGUUGAGAAAUGCGCAGUUGUACACUUUGGAAACAGAAAUAAGCGGGCAGAUUAUUAUCUAGAAGGAGAGAAAAUUCAAAGUACGGAAGUACAAAGGGACUUGGGAGUACUCGUGCAGGAUACCUUAAAGGUUAACCACCAGGUCGGAUCGGUGGUAAAGAAAGUAAAUGCUAUGUUGGCAUUCAUUUCGAGAGGUAUAGUGUAUAAAAGUAAGGAAGUGUUGACGAGGCUCUAUGGGGCACUAGUGAGGCCUCAUUUGGAAUACUGUGCGCAGUUUUGGGCCCCACAUCUUAGGAAGGAUGUGCUGACGUUGGAGAGGGUUCAGAGGAGAUUUACGAGGAUGAUUCCAGGAAUGAAAGGGCUUACGUAUGAUGAGCGUUUGUCGGCUUUUGGACUGUACUCACUGGAGUACAGAAGAAUGAGAGGGGACCUCAUAGCAACAUUUAAAAUGUUGAUAGGAAAGGACAGAGUAGAUGUGGCUAGGCUGUUUCCCUUGGUGGGUGAGUCCAGGACCAGAGGGCACAAUCUUAGAAUUAGAGGGCACAGUUUCAAAACAGAGAUGAGGAGAAAUUUCUUUAGCCAGAGGGUGGUGAAUUUGUGGAACUCUUUGCCAUGUACAGCAGUGGAGGCCAGAUCAGUGGGGGCGUUCAAAGAGGAGAUAGAUAGAUAUCUAAAUAGUCAGGGUAUCAAGGGAUAUGGGGAUAAGGCCGGAAAUUGGGAUUAGAAUAGGUUUUUUUUUCUUCCCCCCCCCCCCC
Molecule: messenger RNA, 3900 nt
Organism: Pristis pectinata (smalltooth sawfish)
Lineage: Eukaryota; Metazoa; Chordata; Chondrichthyes; Rhinopristiformes; Pristidae
Gene: gdap1l1
Product: ganglioside induced differentiation associated protein 1-like 1
Exons: 6
Coding region: 117-1235 (372 amino acids)
Source: RefSeq, a predicted model, not a curated record